Molecule: messenger RNA, 2985 nt
Organism: Penicillium oxalicum
Lineage: Eukaryota; Fungi; Ascomycota; Eurotiomycetes; Eurotiales; Aspergillaceae
Product: phosphatidylinositol-3,5-bisphosphate 5-phosphatase
Exons: 1
Coding region: 1-2985 (994 amino acids)
Biological process (GO): phosphatidylinositol dephosphorylation
Cellular component (GO): intracellular membrane-bounded organelle
Molecular function (GO): phosphatidylinositol-3,5-bisphosphate 5-phosphatase activity
Source: RefSeq, a predicted model, not a curated record
AUGGAGAGCUUCGACGACGUGGCAUUCUUGGGAACUGUGCCUGAGCCGUCCAUUCAUGACGACCAUCUGCCACCUGCCAUUAGUGAUGCGAGGCUAAAGAAACCCGGUGAUGGGGAGUCGGCGGAUCCAGACACUCCCACUUCCGACCGUUCAAUCAACUCGGGUCGGCUUCCUACACAAGCAGGCAACGAACACAGUGCUGGAACACCCAUUUCAUCAGAAUUCCCCCAGGAAGAGGAAGAUGAAGAGCCCAAGGUCGCGACAUCCUUUGAGCGGGAGUCUGGGGCGGCCUUUGCACAAAAGCACCGGUCUGGCGUGGACACAGAAGAUGAGGGGAUCAACCGCAUGCAUAAGUUCACCCUCUACGAAACCGCAACUCGGUUCUACAUGGUGGGGAUCAAUCUGGCAGAGACGCGCUUUCGAAUCUUGAAAAUCGAUCGCACUUCAGAAUAUGGCGAGCUGAGCGUGACCGAAGAUGAUAUGAUCUACUCCAAAAGAGAAAUGGUCCAACUUUUGGAUGCGAUUGACGAUGGAAACAAAAGUUCCGGUGGCUUGAAACAAAAGUGUAGUGCAUGGGCACUUCUGGGCUUCAUCAGAUUCACCGGAGCCUUUUACAUGCUCCUGGUUACUAAAAGAAGCCAAGUGGCCGUACUUGGUGGGCACAACGUCUACCAGAUUGAUGAAACAGAACUGAUCUCGUUGACAUCUGCCGAGCCCUUGCGACUGAAGUCGGAGAAGCAGUCGGAAGAAGAGAGGUACCGGGCGAUACUGAGCAAUCUUGAUUUGACUCGGUCAUUCUACUUCAGCUAUUCUUACGAUAUCACGCGGUCUCUGCAGCAUAACAUCUCGCGAGAGCGCGAAGCACAUCACCAGGGCGCUCACCGGUUCUUACCCCGAGACUACAACACAAUGUUCAUCUGGAACAAUCAUCUUCUUGCCCCAGCAGUUCAGGCUCUGAAAAAUCCAUACGAAUGGUGCCUACCAAUCAUUCAUGGCUAUGUGGACCAGGCCAAGAUGAGUGUCUUUGGACGUGUAGUCUACAUUUCCAUCAUCGCUCGGCGGUCUCGAUUUUUUGCGGGAGCACGCUUUCUUAAGCGCGGUGCAAAUGACUUGGGUUUCGUUGCCAACGACGUUGAAACCGAGCAGAUUGUGUCUGAGCAGACCACCACUUCAUUUCACUCCGCUGGUCCUGAGCUGUACGCAAAUCCGAACUACACAUCCUACCUCCAGCAUCGAGGCAGUAUUCCUCUUUACUGGACCCAGGAGAACACAGGCGUGUCGCCUAAGCCAGCGAUUGAGUUGAACCUUGUUGAUCCAUUUUACUCCGCCGCGGCAUUGCAUUUUGACAAUCUCUUUGAACGAUAUGGAGCACCAAUUUACAUCCUCAAUCUCGUCAAGUCCAGGGAACGUACUCCUCGGGAAUCUAAACUACUUCAUGAGUUCACCAACGCAGUGACUUACCUCAACCAGUUUCUCCCGGAAGACAAGAAAUUGAUAUACAAAGCAUGGGACAUGAGUCGUGCUGCGAAGAGCCGUGAUCAAGACGUGAUCCAGACACUUGAGGAUAUUGCUGGCGAGAUCAUACCAAAGACGGGAUUUUUCAAGAAUGCUCAGGAUGUGGAAAGUGGUCUGAAACUUCAAAACGGGGUGGCACGAACAAAUUGCAUCGAUUGUUUGGACAGAACCAACGCGGCCCAAUUCGUCAUCGGCAAAAGAGCUCUUGGAUACCAGCUUCACGCGCUUGGCGUUAUUGACGAAACUUCGAUUGAAUUUGAUUCUGAUGUGGUCAAUCUCUUUACUACGAUGUGGCAUGACCACGGAGACACCAUCGCUAUUCAAUACGGAGGCUCUCAUUUGGUUAAUACCAUGGCUACCUAUCGCAAAAUUAAUCAGUGGAGCAGUCACUCGCGGGAUAUGGUUGAAAGCUUCAAAAGAUACUACAAUAACUCAUUCCUCGAUGCACAACGACAGGAAGCCUACAAUCUAUUUCUCGGUAACUACAUUUUCGCUCAAGGCGCUCCGAUGCUUUGGGACCUGACGACCGAUUAUUAUCUUCACAAUACCGAUCCUCGCUUCCAUUUGGAGAAAAAGCGUCCUAAUUACAUCUCCUGGUACACCCCGGAGCAUCUUGAGGAAAGAACAGUUCCACCGCUCCCAAUCCGACCCAAGGAGCCAAUCUCACAUUUUGACGAUUACUGGCUUGAGUACUACCGGCCGCUCAACAUCUCCACGAUGUCAAAGAUCUUUUCUUACAAGAUGAACUCGACCUUGCGCUAUCUCCCUCAGCUUCGCUCUGGAAGCUCCGGCCCUGACCUCAGCCCAUUUGUGCCACGAAUUGCUCAAGAUCAGCUUCAACGGGAUCGACCUCCACCACGAACCGUGAGAAUUCAAGAGCCAGGCGAUCAGACCUCCCAACAGAUUCCCGCAAUAUCAGAAACCCGCGAGGAGAGCGACAAUUGGAAGCACCAACCUCCCUCGUCUACCAAACAAGCUCCAUCUGUUGGCAUCAUGAGGGAGCCUGCAUUUGAGCUCAAUCAAGACACUAUCAUUCCUCCAAUCAACCCUCCCUCCACUUCAGCCACCAAACCCAGCAAGGCACAAAUCGCUCAAUGGACCCUGGGACAGUUAGUCAGCGAUUCCUUGAAUCCUUCUGUCACCUCCGCAGAAGCGGAAGAGUACGAGCGAUACAUCAACCAUCCUCUCAAGGUACCCCUCGUCGUUACCUCGGAGGAUGAAAUGACUGCGAUGUCACUUCGAGAGCACGGUGGCAAUCUUGAUCUUCUGGAAUAUGUCAAUAAAUGCAAAAUUGAGGACGCGGUUCUCGAAGCUAACGCGGAGGAGGAUUUGGCGGAAUACGCCGAAUUCCUGAAUGUUUCGGAGGAAGGGUUGACCGUUGUGAGUGAGGAUUACCAGAAGAAGCGCUACAAGCGCUAUCGCCAGUGGUUGCGCGGCAAAAGCCUGUUUAAACAACGAGUUGAUCCGUGA